This is a messenger RNA of Anopheles maculipalpis, 895 nucleotides long. It is a transcript of the gene Mvb12, whose product is annotated as multivesicular body subunit 12B. The record is from RefSeq and is a predicted model, not a curated record. The transcript is spliced from 4 exons. Gene Ontology annotation, cellular component: ESCRT I complex; cytosol. Lineage: Eukaryota; Metazoa; Arthropoda; Insecta; Diptera; Culicidae. Bases 1 to 885 code for a protein of 294 amino acids. Gene Ontology annotation, biological process: virus maturation; viral budding; endosome to lysosome transport via multivesicular body sorting pathway.
AUGUCAAAACCCAGCACGCAACAGCAAAAGAACAUUUUGAACACCGUUAUUGGUGCUUUGCCGGACAACCGGCCGAUAACAUCGCUACAGCUUGUAGAAGAGUUUGAGAAAUGCCCAAAACAUUUUCAGCCCAUCAAUAAGACCUACGAUCAAGACCAAGAUGCCGAUUUAUGGCGCGAGAAAAUGCUGAUCGGAAAACGGACGACAAGGUAUUUGUGUCAAUCCAAAUCGGAAGGACUGCCAGGCUACAUUGUGGAGACGCUGAAAAUAAUAAACGAAAAGGAAAUCACUCCCGAGGGCUUCUCGCAGCUGACGAGAACUGCUGACACGGAGCAGAAGGCAUGGCGCAAAAAGCAACUCGUCUAUCGGCUCGCUAAAAAGGGUUCCGCCAAACAGGCCAUUACGGAUAUCAUUCUGUGUUCGAGGCUCCGCCAAGCUCCGGAAGGUUUUACAUUGGCCGGAGAUAUAAACGGAAUUCUGGUGUGCUUUAAAUUAUCACCGGUGCCCCAUCGUCCAUCUCCAAGCGUUCCGUCCCGGCAGAGUAUAACUGACCUUGAGAAAACUAUUGAAAAUUUAAAGAUACAGUCAAGUGUGAGUAAUCCACAAGAAAAUGAGUACGUGCAACUGUUAUCGUCAUAUCAGCUUUCACCAAAGCGUGUAGCCCCUAAGCCUCCCAUGUAUUCAACCGGUACGUUGAAUAUUCACACCGACGUGGAAGGCGUUCCAUUUGUGCUCAAUCCCGCCUUAAAACAAUACUCCACCAAUAUCCCUGCCGUAUAUGAACUGGCCGACGCACAGCUAGAAUAUGAUUUCCAUUUAGAAAGGCAAGUACUGUGCACCACCAAAUCGCAAAAUGUUCAAUUGACAAAUCCGUUCUUCCAAUGAGCCAAACCAU